CGGGAAUGGAAACCUACCAAUGCACAUCGAAAUCAGCAGUCUACUUACAUUCCAUUAUUCUUCAUGUCGACGAUAAAGGACCAUAAAGCGGAUGUCCCGGGGCCCGAGUUACCAGAACCGAGUUAAAAAGAAUGUGGCUUUGAGUCGUGGCGGACUUGAUUGAAGCACCGAGAUACCGUCCAGCUCGCAUUGUUCCUGUCAGAAAUGCUGUCUGUUCAGAUCCUGGCUCUUGGAGCCGUGCUGCUCUUAUUCAUUCGUUUUCUGUUCAUUAGUCUCCGGCUUGCAAAGAUCCCAGGCCCUCUGCUCGCCCACUUUACCGACUUUUGGCGGUAUCGUGGCCAGAACUCCCCGAAAUGGUCGGCGAAGCUCGUUGCACUUCACCAGAAGCAUGGUAAGUUGGUACGCAUUGGGCCGAAUCACAUCAGCGUAAGUGAUCCCAACGCGGUGCCCAUUGUUUACGGCACCAACCCCGUGUGGCUCAAGGGCCCAUCCUACUAUGGCGCAGCGACGGCGAGCCAGGGCCGAACGGUGCCUAGCAUCAUAGCAAUGAAUGAAGCACAGCACUCAGCUGUACGAAAGUGCACUGGCCGUGCUUUCACGACCAACUCACUCCUUGACUACGAAUCCUCGAUUGAUAAGUCGGCUAGUGAGCUCGUGGAGAUGCUCGAGAAGCAACAGGACUUGGUCGAUAUGAGCGUUUGGCUGCAACUUUACGCCAUUGAUGUGUUGAUGCGUAUCGCGUUUAGCGAGAGCCUAGGCUUCGUGCAAACAGGAGAUGACGUCGAGGGUAUCCUGGAGGCCAUUAUUGCCCGCUUCGAUCACUGGAACGCGUGGGCGGCGGCGCCGUGGGCCGAUUAUCUGUUCAACAAGGGGCCACUUGCCCAGUGUAUCCGCAAAAAAUCUGAUAGUCCUCUGGCUCGCGUCGGUUUGGCCAAGCUCACGGCACGCAAGGCUCUAACUGACCAGAAAAAAGACUUACUGGCAAAGUUUCUCGACGGCCAAGCCAAGGAUCCUGACGCUAUAUCGCAGGAUGAUAUGCUGGGCAUCAUCAUGUCAACAAUCGGCGCUGGUGCUGACACGACCGGUGGCACGCUAACUUACACACUCUGGUACCUCUGUAAGCACCCAGUGGCGGCUCAGAAACUCAAUGCGGAGCUGCAAGAUGCUUUGAACACCGGCAACAUGAAGAGCCCGCCUACUUGGGCCCAGGUAAACCACCUGCCAUUCCUGGAUGCUGUCCUUAAAGAGUCGAUGCGUUGUCUUCCAAUAGCUGCCUGGGGGCUUGACCGCAUCGUCCCUCAGGGUGGAGCCGUCAUCGCUGGUCAGUACAUCCCCGCUGGUACGGUUGUUGGAUGCCAAAUCGACUCGAUACACCUUGACCCAGAGGUAUAUGGGAAGGAACCGGCAGCUUUCUGGCCAGAGCGUUGGCUCGAAGCUUCGGAAGACCAAAGGCGACGAAUGGACCGUGCCUUCCUGGCUUUUAGUGCCGGAAAGCGCACUUGCACUGGCCGUCACAUCGCUUGGUUGGAGCUGAAGAAGUCGCUUGCCUUGCUUCUAAUUAAUUUUGAGAUGGAGCUGGCCUAUACGGACCAAGAUGUCGUCGGUUCGGCACGUAUCAGUGCCGUCAAGUAUGCGCCGUCUAUUUGGAUGCGCCUCCGGAAACGAGAGCCGCGAGAUACCCAAACAGCAUAACCAAAGCUUUAUGAGAAGAUGCUUACAUGCGUGUGGUAAGUUGCUGUGUGUAUGGGAUUCAAGAAAUUGCUCGGAAUUCUCGCCUCUCCUACGCGGAAGCCUGGUAUGCAGAUUCUGAGAGGAUGUAACAGAUGUAACAAUCUUGACCAACAACUCGUGUACAUCUUAAUCUAGAGGGUGGUUUUGUUGAUCUGUACACAGCCCGGUGCAAGAAGCAGGUCAAAUUGGGAAUACAAGUGAAAACGUCCCUCACCUGAGACAUUCCCGUUUAAUAGGCCAG
Talaromyces proteolyticus is the source of this 1972-nucleotide messenger RNA. RefSeq names its product cytochrome P450. Bases 205 to 1692 code for a protein of 495 amino acids. NCBI's taxonomy places the organism in Eukaryota, Fungi, Ascomycota, Eurotiomycetes, Eurotiales, Trichocomaceae. The transcript is spliced from 2 exons. Gene Ontology annotation, molecular function: oxidoreductase activity, acting on paired donors, with incorporation or reduction of molecular oxygen; monooxygenase activity; iron ion binding. The record is from RefSeq and is a predicted model, not a curated record.